Solanum dulcamara is the source of this 1003-nucleotide messenger RNA. RefSeq names its product LEAF RUST 10 DISEASE-RESISTANCE LOCUS RECEPTOR-LIKE PROTEIN KINASE-like 2.1. The transcript has 3 exons. Lineage: Eukaryota; Viridiplantae; Streptophyta; Magnoliopsida; Solanales; Solanaceae. The coding region runs from base 92 to 1003 and encodes 303 amino acids. Gene Ontology annotation, molecular function: polysaccharide binding. The record is from RefSeq and is a predicted model, not a curated record.
CUGACUUCCUUCACUUCAUGAGAGUCAUUGUUGUUUUAGGAUUCAAUGAAUUGGUUUCUUGACUUUUAACUUGCUGUGUUUGGCACUAGUGAUGUCUGGAGGAACCAAGUUUCUUCUUACAAUCCUCAUAUUCAUGCAGCUCUCAGGAACCCCAUUUGCACAACAGAGACAGCAGUGUCUCCCUUCUAGUUGUGGACAUAUUCAUAACAUCAGUUAUCCCUUUCGAUUGAAAAGUGAUCCAAAGCACUGCGGCGAUGAAAAUUAUGAAUUGAGCUGUGAAGGAGAUCGUGCCAUAUUCACAAUAUUUCUAGAUGAUUGGUAUGGAUCACUGAACUACUAUGUUCAAGCCAUCAAUUACAAUAACUCCACUAUCCGUCUUGUAGAUGCUGGUAUAAGAGAACAAGUUAUAUGCUCUCUUCCUCAGAAUUCGAUUACGUAUUACACUACACCUCUUAGUUUUAAUUUUGUUUAUUUAACUACAGUACCAAUCACUCUCUUCAGCUGUCCAUUUGCCUUAAAUUCUCCUGUCUUUGUUGAAAUCACUAAUUGUCUCAACAGGAGUUAUGUUUCCAAUGUUUCUUCUAAUUCAUUUAAGGGACACAUAUAUGCAACCAUGGCUGAAUUAUCACCAUCCAAUUUGAAAGUCGGGUGUAGCAUACACCUCAUGUCAAUGACUUCAUGGCGUUUUCAGGAUGCAAAUGCUAACAUUUCUAUUUUAAGUUUGCAUAAUGCUUUGGCAUAUGGAUUUGAGCUUUCAUGGUUUGAUAACGUUUACUGUCACAAGUGCCCCUAUCCAUAUGGCUGUGUAGGUGAAAAUUCAACGGAUGUUCGUUGUGUGGAUCACAGCUGCAGAGCUUACAACUUUAGAUUCUUCAAAACGUUGUGUGCAAUCAUCCCAUGGAUACUUCCCAUAGCUGGUAAGCCACAUCUUUCGUCUUUCAAAUUUAUUACUAGAAAUCAUUCUAAUGUUGAAGUGAUGGAUGUUGAAGAAGUAUUAGGCUAA